Bactrocera oleae (olive fruit fly) is the source of this 213-nucleotide messenger RNA. Lineage: Eukaryota; Metazoa; Arthropoda; Insecta; Diptera; Tephritidae. The record is from RefSeq and is a predicted model, not a curated record.
UUUCUAGCAACAUAUGGUGGUAUUAUAUAUCCAGGGCUUUUUAUUGGUUCCUUACUGUAAGACUUUAUUGACGUUAAGCGGAAAAAUUUUUGGCAAAUGUUUGUUCAUCAUAUGGUCACACUGCUACUUAUGGCAUUGAGCUGGGUUUGUAAUUUACACCGCGUCGGUUCCUUAGUUCUUGUCGGACAUGACUGUGCCGACAUAUUUUUAGAG